AUGCCGUUAAUGCAUCAACUCUACAUGACACAUCGCCAAACCCCCAAACCCAAAAACAUAUUAGACAGAGGAACAUAUAAACUCAGAAGAUGGGGGAGACGAGAGAGGGUUCGAAGAAGAUACUUGGGCAAAACCAAGAAGAGAGGGUUAACCCAGAAGGCUUUGGCUUUGGCUUCUAAUCAAAGUGAACCCAGAAGGUUUCAUCAAAAGAGAGAAGUUUGGAGGGAGCUCAAUCUCAUCUCUCUGAAUCGUCUCAUCGAAGAAGGGUUACCUGAUUCUUUCUUUUUAUGGUUUUUGCUGAAAAGAAAAUUCAGAUCAGUUGCAUAUCAUCAGGAGACUCUGGAAAAUCUGAAGGCUGCUAUCAAGAGUACAAAGAAGGGAAUAAUGGCACAGGCAAAAACUCAACGAAACAGAAAGAUAGGGGCAGUAGGCCUUACGACAAUAGAGGUUCAUAUAAUUGGCCUGACCAUCUUGACAAGUUUUUUGGCUGGCAGCCAAGGUCAUUUGGAUUUUCUGGUACAAAAGAUAAGUGAUCUGUAUCGACUCAAAGGAAAAUGUGCAGAGUAUAUUGAAAAAUAGGUAAAGUAACAAUUGGUUCAAGGAACAGCGACACCAAACUGAAUGCUACAUCUCAUGGUAAAAUUGCAUGGUUUAAUUCUUGGUAUUUACAAAGUGGAAGCAUUGUAACUAUUCCUUUCUAGGCAUGUUUUCAGAGAAGCUAAACAUCCAAAUCAUACUCAACAUCAACUCAUCUGCCACAAAUUUCUUUUCGUUCUGUUGGUAAAAUUUGUCUUUUCAAGGUGCUGCAUAGAUAUGAUUUUGUUGUAAAGAGUUGUGAUGAUAGUUACCAGUCAAAGGUCGUAAAAGGAUGAGUUACACUAGCAUAGGUAGGAGGGACAGAGAUUUGAGAAGGUAGCAAAAGUGCUUUAGCUAGUUGGUUGGAGCAAAUGAUCAUCAGAAUUCUGAAUAUGCAAGAUGGGUUUUUUUGACCUAUCAUUGGGAAGUGCUUUAUUGACUUUUUCAGGAAGUGAAGAAAUUUAGCUGGGUACUCAGUUAAAUUGAUUUGAAGAUAAACUACAGUAUUUCAUUUGUGUGCAUGUUUAAAGUUGCUGACUUUGGGUAUACUAUUUUGUGCUAAAAUAACGGGUAACUGUUUUCAAGCAGCGUGCAAGUAGAUUAGCUGCUCUUAAUGAAAGGUUGAUUGGUAUCAAAGUUGGUGACUUUUGCCAUGUCAAAGAAGGACUUCUUCUCGGGUAGCUCUAUGGAAAUCGAUUUACAGUUACAUUAAGGGGUGUUGAAUCAGAUUCUGAAGACACCAUCAAAGCAUCUGUGGUUGCUUUAGGAAAGCAUGGAUUUAUAAACUACUUUGGUUUACAACGAUUUGGAAGUGGUUCAGUGCCAACUCACCUUAUUGGCGCUACACUACUUAGAGGAGAGUGGAAAGCUGCAGUGAGCAUGAUUCUUGGUCCAAGAGAAGGGGAUAUCCUUUUAUUGUUUCUAUAUGCUGUGAAGAGAAUCCCUUUUUUAAAUCCUUCUAGGGAAUGGUCUGCUGCAUCUGGGUCUGAUGUAUCAUUAAAAUGAUGGGAUUAUGUUUCCUUAACUUAU
Molecule: messenger RNA, 1605 nt
Organism: Camellia sinensis
Lineage: Eukaryota; Viridiplantae; Streptophyta; Magnoliopsida; Ericales; Theaceae
Source: RefSeq, a predicted model, not a curated record